This is a messenger RNA of Megalobrama amblycephala (Wuchang bream), 859 nucleotides long. It is a transcript of the gene blcap, whose product is annotated as bladder cancer associated protein. The coding region runs from base 119 to 382 and encodes 87 amino acids. The record is from RefSeq and is a predicted model, not a curated record. Lineage: Eukaryota; Metazoa; Chordata; Actinopteri; Cypriniformes; Xenocyprididae. The transcript has a single exon.
CCUGGCCUGGUAUCUGGAUACCGUGUCUAAUCCCUUGCAGAUACACAGGGGAUUUGUGAUUGUGUAGCGUCACGUCGGAUAUCUGAGCUCAUACUAGGCGGCCCCACACGCAGAGACCAUGUACUGCCUCCAGUGGUUACUCCCGGUCCUCUUGAUCCCCAAACCGUUGAAUCCGGCCCUGUGGUUCAACCACUCCAUGUUCAUGGGCUUCUACCUGCUCAGCUUCCUGUUGGAGAGGAAGCCGUGUACCAUUUGUGCCUUAGUCUUCCUGGCGGCGCUGUUUCUCAUCUGCUACAGCUGCUGGGGAAACUGCUUUCUGUAUCACUGCCACGAUUCUCCACUGCCGGACUCAGCACACGACCCCAACAUCGUUGGCACCUAGACUCGGAUUUCCGCACAGACCCUGGGGCCGUCUCAGUCCGGACUGUGAGUAGAAGAGCCGCGGGGAAUGCUGGAAAGUUUCAGUUCGUUAUACCCAUGUUGAAAACCGCUCUCCGCUGUAACCCAUAACAAAGCGCCCUCGCUCCCUGACUCGAGUCUCCUCUCCGCGGCCAAGGGCGUCUGAAGCUUGCAUGGGUUCCAUUCUCGUUGUGUUCGGUGCACUUUCUUUCAUUUCUGGAUGCUGAAUUUUUCCAAAGGGGUAGAUGAUAACGUGUGUGCGUGUGUAUACGUUUGUAUAUUGCGAUUUUGGGUUUCUGUUCAUGUGUCAAGAAUCAGUAUGAGUCCAAGUGUUAAGCGGAUAAACGGCGGAUGAAUUUUGUCAUGUACGUUGAGCUGAAGGCGUGCUUCUGCACUGCUGAGUCAGCUCAAAUGCUGUCACCACUUUUAAUUCAAUAAAGUUUCUAAUGAUCUAAGUUGA